CGGUGCGAGCGGGCGGUCCCGGGACAGCGGCGGCGGCGGCGGCGGCAGCAGCUGCUGCAGCGGGAGGAGCCGGAGCGGCUCGCUGCUGCAGCGGGAGCCGCCCCGGCUCGGAGCGCCGCUUGGCCGGGCUGCGGAGCGCGCACCUGGCGCCCGUCGAGGGGGCUCCGGCGUGACUUCGGCGGCCGCGGGGCCCACGCAGCUCCUCUCCGCGCCCGGCAUGCCUGGCUGCAAGGGCUCCUCGGGCUGGGGGCUUUGGGUGGCCCCUCUGGCGGCGCUGCUGUCCCUGCGAGGUCUGGUGAGCCCCCUUGAGGUUUUUAUGAACACACGGAGUGUAGAAGUGGCUCGGGGCCAGACGGCAGUCCUGCCCUGUACCUUCACCACCAGUGCUGCACUCACCAACCUUAACGUCAUCUGGAUGGUCACCCCACUCUCCAAUGCCAACCAACCCGAACAGGUUAUUAUUUACCAGGGUGGUCAGAUUUUUGAUGGUGCACCCCAGUUUUACGGGCGAGUUGGGUUUGCAAUGACAAUGCCAACCACCAGUGCCUCCAUCUUCAUCAACAACACUCAACUGUCCGACACCGGGACUUACCAGUGUUUGGUCAACAACCUACCAGACCGAGGUGGCCGGAAUAUCGGAGUCAUUGGGCUCAAUGUCUUGGUUCCUCCCUCUUCACCAAUCUGCAGGGUUCAGGGCCCUUUAAACAUCGGCAGUGACAUCACACUGACCUGCAAUUCUGAAGAGGGCAUUCCUCGGCCAACAUACUACUGGGAGAGACUGGACAACACUCCCAAGCUGCCUCCAACAGCAACACAAGAUCAAGUUCAGGGUACAGUCGUUCUGCGCAAUAUCAGCACCAUGUCUUCAGGGCGUUAUCAGUGCGUAGCUUCUAACGUCAUUGGAAGCAGCACCUGUUUUCUUGAAGUUCAAGUGAUUACACCGCAUCCACGGAGCAUUGGCCUGAUUGCUGGAGCUGCAGCUGCAGGAGCAGUGGUACUUGUGAUCUGCAUUGUCUUGGUGGCCGUGACACUCUUUUAUUGGAAAAAUAAACACAAGGAAGAAGAGGAGGAGGAAAUUCCCAAUGAGAUAAGGGAGGAUGAUCUGCCACCCAAAUGCUCGUCAUCCACAAAAGCAUUCCAUGGUGAUGCUUCCUCAUCAGAGAAUGACACCCUCACCUCAUCCAACACCUAUAACAGUCGGUACUGGAAUGACCCCAAAGCCAACCAUGCCACAGACUCCUUCCCUCGCCUCAACAAUGAUGCGCGCCAGUCCUUUUCCCGCACUGGGAGCACCAAUACCCGCCCCAUCUAUGCCAAUGGAGGCCACCCAACCCCGCCUCCACCCAAGACAUUGGUGGUGACAACCAACACUGCCCCCUCUCCUCAGGAGAUGUCCAGGAGCAAUGGCUCAGUGAGCCGAAAGCCAAGACCCCAGCACACGCGCUCCUAUGCUGUGAGCCAGGCAACGUUGGAGAGGAUAGGGGCCGUGCCUGUUAUGGUGCCAGCUCAGAGCCGAGCAGGCUCUUUGGUGUAGGCCUGGCUCUAAGGAAAAUGAGAACCUGUUGCACUGAGUGGGGGUGAAGACCUGAUUCAAACAAGAGACUCUCCUCUUCCUGCCCACAGUGCAUCCAAGGGGAAGAUCAGACCUCUCUUCCGAGCUCUCUUGCACCCCCUAUCAAGUAUUUCCCACUGGGUGUGAUGGUUCCUCCCUUGCUACCCCACCCUAAGGAUCUCAGGGGGCUCCUCAGCUGUAGCUGGAUGUGCCAAGGCCAGGGGCAAAGGGGGCAACACAACACAUCUCAGGGGGAUGACACCACAUUUGUUUGCCAAGCUCUGCCUCAUGAAAAGUUGGGAAGGUGGCCACAAGGACGAGUGAGGCAAGGCAGGGCUUGCAGAGCCUUCUGGUCAGUGGAUGGGCCAUUAGAGGAGAGGACUCAACAGCCUAGACUUGGCAUGUCUAUCACAGGGCUCCAAACAAAUGUUGAAAUAGGAGCAAGCGGUGAGCGGCCGGCCAAGCAGGACGAGGCAGAAAGAUAAUCACAAACCAGGCCAAGCAAGAAGAGGAUCGGGGUUUGGGGGUUGGGAAUUGGCUGGAGAAUUAUGUUUGUAUCUUUAUUUCUUCUUUUGAUCUCCCUCACUUCUCUUUGCUAUUUCCCAACUGGAUGUUCUCCCUGCACUAGUUUUUUGGAUGCUUUCUUCCAUCCUUCGUCACCGCCAUGGGCACUGCUGUCACCCCGGCAUCGUCCCCGUUCCUCCCACUUCCCACACCAAGGAGCUGCUUGGUGCCAGAAAUGCUGCUGCUGCUGCUGCUGUUGCUAAGAGGAGGAGUUUGAGGAAUGAUGCAGGAUGGAUGGCUGAAGCCUCCCUUGUUUAGCAGGCUGCUGUGCUUCCCCAGAUGUGUGGCUUCCCUUUCCCAGAGCUGGACUUCAACGCUUAGGCCGUUUGCAUGGCAGGGUCUCCCUACAGGGCCGAUGGGGCUGGCCAAACUUUUGAGGAACAUUCACUUGGAGGUGUCACAUGGAACCUUCGGUCUUUCAGACUUCUUUUUAGUACUGGGGGGAGGGGAACAGAGGAGCGAGCAAGGAGUAACCCAGGGGUGGCUCAUGGCUGCAGUGGUGCCCUUAUCCCCUCCCCCUUUGUGGUCUGGCCAGUUCUAAGCGGCAUCCCAUGGUGGCAGGAUGGUGCAAGGCCCAAUCGCCCUCCCGUCUCCCCUGCCCCUGCAGCUUUCCAGGUUCUGACUCUUGCAAUUUAACUAGCCUUAAUCGAAGUGGAAGGGCUUAGAAGCUGAUGAGGGUCUUUCAUGCCCCAGGGAGGGAUUCAGAGCUGGGGGCCAUUUCCUAAUACCUCGAGGAGGCGGAGCCAAGGGACACUUCAUGGAGUCCCGCUGUCUACACCUGCCUCAUUUGUAAUGCUGACACACUGAUCUCCUUAAAGGGAAAACACUCCCCUCAAAAGCACUGAACGGGCUUUUCCUUCUGCACUGACAAAAGACGUCUUUCCUAUCUAACCCCAGCACUAGGAACGAACGAGGCGGCUUGUUCCACAGGCUCCUCUCCACCUUCCAACAUGCACUGGGAAUGGGGUUUCUAGAGAUCAACCAAGAGCGCUCUUCCACUUCCGCUCUGCCUCACCCCAGCUGUCCUUUUCUUUCAAAUGGACAGGGAGGCCAUCAGGAGAGAGCUAGCUGCCGGCCUGGGCCUUCCCUCUAGACCUGUACAGGAAGCGCCCCUUGGGUUGCACUGGGUUUUGAAGCUUAGCUGAGAUUCUGUGCCUUCUUUGCUUUGGGAAAAUUUCGAUUCUUCCCCUCCCCCACAUGCACACACACUCAGAGUCCCUCCUCCCUCGUGUAGGGCACACACAACUUGCUUGAUCGACUUUUGAGCACACCAGGCAGACAGGUGUUUCCCAGGGAGCAAUCUCUCUCCCCAUGUGCUCACUGCUGGUUUAUCUGGAGUUAGGGGCCCGGGGGGGGGGGCGGCAGGGGAGAGGAAGAGUGGCUUUUAAAACUGUAAUGUGAAAAUAGAAAGCAAAGUAACUCUCUCUCUCUCUCUCUCUCUCUCUCUCUCUCUCUCUGUCCUUUUAUAACAACAAGAAUCGUAAGAGACAUUUCAAAGUGAUGCUGCCUAGAGCAGCCCUAAACUCCAGUGCUCGGAAAGCUCUUUUUUGGGUUCUACUGUUCAUGAGACUGUUUCCUCCUCUUUCUUUGUUCUUUCUAAUUGUCUAAACAAAUUCAAUAAAAAGACUUUUAUUCGUAUAAAAGAGAAA
This is a messenger RNA of Sphaerodactylus townsendi, 3765 nucleotides long. It is a transcript of the gene IGSF11, whose product is annotated as immunoglobulin superfamily member 11. Bases 218 to 1534 code for a protein of 438 amino acids. Gene Ontology annotation, biological process: homophilic cell-cell adhesion. The transcript has 7 exons. Gene Ontology annotation, cellular component: cell-cell junction. Gene Ontology annotation, molecular function: ionotropic glutamate receptor binding. Lineage: Eukaryota; Metazoa; Chordata; Lepidosauria; Squamata; Sphaerodactylidae. The record is from RefSeq and is a predicted model, not a curated record.